AUCUACACACACAUGACACAGUCACAGUGCAACUUCGCAGGCUGCAAACAUGGCUCUAAAUUUGCUGCAUACUACACGUUUUGCAUUUGGUGGAUGGUUUCUACCGAUACUUGCUGUUCUGCUUGUCAGCCUUGUACCCGUUUCCAAUGGUAAAUCACUGUUGAAACGUCCCAACUAUGAUCUGCAGAAAAUCAAGGAAGAAAUUGCCAGCUAUAAAGAUGUUGCCAACAAAAUCAUGGACUUCGUUGUGAACGGCAGCGCAAAAGGACAAACAUACAACAGACUGGCGCUCUUCACUGACACAUUUGGGAACCGUCUUGUAGGCACCCAGAAUCUUGAGAACUCCAUAGAUUUUAUGCUGGAUCAGCUUAAAAAGGACGGCUUAGAUAAUGUUCAUGGUGAAAAUGUAACGGUUCCCAACUGGGUUCGAGGCAAUGAAUCAGCCAUGCUGCUUGAACCGCGGAGAUAUAAUCUGAUCAUGCUGGGACUAGGCAGCAGUGUUGGUACUCCUCCUGAAGGCAUCACAGCUGAAGCCAUUGUGGUUAGUUCAUUUGAUGAACUGACAAAUCGGUCCAGUGAGGUCCCUGGUAAGAUUGUUGUUUUCAACCAGCCGUGGGUGAGCUACCCUGUAUCUGUUGCCUACAGGGACUUUGCCGCUGUUCACACUGCUCAGCUGGGUGGCGUGGCUAGUCUGGUUCGCUCCAUUGCUGGCUUCUCCAUUCACAGCCCUCACACAGGAUGGCAGGACUAUUCAGACAAGGUUAAGAAGAUUCCAACUGCAUGCAUAGCUGUAGAAGAUGCAGAGAUGUUGGCAAGAAUGGCAGCAAGAGGAACAAAGAUUGUGAUACAGCUCAAGAUGCAAGCAAAGACGCUACCUCAAUCCAUAUCCCGUAACACUGUUGCUGAAGUAGCGGGCAGCGUGCAUCCUGAACAAGUUGUGUUGGUGUCAGGACAUCUGGACAGUUGGGAUGUAGGCCAGGGGGCUAUGGAUGAUGGGGGCGGGGCCUUCAUCUCUUGGCAGGCUUUAUCAGUUGUCAGGCAACUGGGCCUGAGACCCAAGAGGACCAUGCGUAUGGUCAUGUGGACUGGGGAAGAAGUCGGAGGAGUAGGAUCACUUCAGUACUAUCAACGACACAAGGCAAAUGCAAGCAAUUAUGACCUAGUGAUGGAAUCGGACAUGGGGACAUUCACUCCGUAUGGAAUUGAAAUGAGAGGAAGCAACGACACACUAGAAAUACUCAAGAGCAUAGUGGAGCUUUUGGGACCAGUGAAUGCUACCACUUUCCGUAAGGGAGAGGACGGUCUAGACGUGUCCUACUGGGAGAAAGACGGGGUACCGGGAGGCAGUCUCCUGAACCACAACGAACACUACUUCUGGUUCCAUCACUCAGAUGGUGAUACGAUGUCUGUGCAAGACCCCCACUCGAUGGAUCUGUGUGCUGCCGUGUGGACUGUGGUUUCCUACAUCGUUGCAGACUUGGACAACAUGCUACCCAGAAAUUAAAUUAGAGUAUCCUCUGAUAUAUGUGACCUGUUCUUUCAAAAUCAGACUUUUCUGGGCAAAAGGUAAAAAAUGAGAUUUUGGCAUAUUGUUAAAAUAUGUUCUUUUUCC
Messenger RNA from Patiria miniata (bat star), 1612 nucleotides. Its product is annotated as carboxypeptidase Q-like. The coding region runs from base 50 to 1504 and encodes 484 amino acids. The record is from RefSeq and is a predicted model, not a curated record. Gene Ontology annotation, molecular function: metallodipeptidase activity. The transcript has 14 exons. NCBI's taxonomy places the organism in Eukaryota, Metazoa, Echinodermata, Asteroidea, Valvatida, Asterinidae. Gene Ontology annotation, biological process: peptide catabolic process; proteolysis.